UAGUUUAUUCUAUGUUUUUUGCAGGGCCUCUCAACGGGGACGCGUGCUUUGGCGCGCGAGCACGCGACCUCCGGAGCCGGAUGACCGACCGAAGUCACCAAACAAUCGAGGAGGGAAUCACUCGCUUCUCCACAGCCGGUUCUUGCAUAAUUUUUCUAUUGUGAAGACGUAAUGGCCGCUGCGUUUGUCCUGUCGCCACGGUUCCUCGUCCACGGUGUUUUCUUACUAGUGUUGUUCUAUUCUAGUGCGGGCGCUUCCGAAAGAGGACAGCUUCCUGUGUCUCGAAUUGCCUUCGGAUCCUGCUCCAACCAGAGCGCUCCUCAGCCCAUAUGGAAUGCAAUAAUCAAAUUUGAACCCCAAAUUUUUAUUUGGAUGGGUGACAACAUUUAUGGAGACAUUAGACACCCUUUUAGAUUUAUUGGGAAAGAGAGGACAAUUGGACCAUGGAAGAAUGUUCCAAGGUUUAUUCCCUCCUCUGAGCAAGAAAUGCAAUCCAGAUAUGAGAAAGCUAAAGCUAGUAAUGGCUAUUCUCGUCUUCGAGAGAAUACUAUGGUAAUUGGCACAUGGGAUGACCAUGAUUAUGGAUUAAACGAUGCUGGAAAAGAAUUCGGGGCGAAGAUCACUAACCAAAGACUGCUUCUAGAUUUCUUAGAUGAGCCCCAAGAUAGCCCACGGCGCAAGCAGGCUGGUGUUUAUACGUCAUACACAAUUGGCCCAGUGGGUAGACAAAUCAAGGUUAUUCUCUUAGAUACUAGGUACCACAGAGACCCUUUGUUCAGUGAUGGAAGUAUCCUGGGGAGUUCGCAGUGGACUUGGUUACAUAAGGAGUUGAAUGGUCCCGCAUCAGCCUUAACCAUAAUUGUAUCUUCUAUUCAGGUUAUAUCAAAUCUUUCAGCAGUGACUGGUCCCUUGUUUUACAUGGAGUCUUGGGGACGUUUCCCAAAGGAGAGGGAUCACCUUUUUAAAUUGAUAAAAGAUAGCAAGAGAGAUGGGGUUUUCUUCAUAAGUGGAGACGUUCAUUUUGGAGAAAUUACCAGAUACGACUGUGCGACUGGAUAUCCGCUUUAUGACAUUACGUCAAGUGGGCUUACCCAAGCCGUUGAAAAGGCAGUUCCACCACCAUUGCAUCUCAUAGUUAGAUUUGUCGCAUGGUUGACACCAAGUACCAUGAGGGUAAUGGGCCAAAACUGCAGAUAUAGAUCAUGUACAUAUGGCCAACCAAAUUUUGGAGCUAUUGAGAUAGAUUGGGACGCAACUCCAGUGACCUUGAAAAUUGAAGUUAGGGAUGUCCACGGGCACCCUGUAACAAGUGUAAAUAUCUCUCUAUUGGAAUUGCAGACUGACAGCAGAAGCUCUCUGGCCGGCAGCAAAGCUGGAGAACAUGGGCAGCACUGCACCCUUGAAGUUACCAUGCCUUGGAUAGUCAGAUACCGCUUGGCCAUACUGUUCUUUUGCGUAUUAGCUACUUUGCUUUUUGCUUUGGUAGGACUUGCUUGGGCCGCAAUAUUAAUCAGUAGGCGAUGCCAGAAGAAAUGCAAGUUUGAUUGACCAAGCGGCCAGGGGUUGUAUAUAUCAACACCGUCUGGAAUCUGGGUCACUACUACACGCAGGAAAGUGUACUAGUUGCAAAGCCAGGGGGCGCCAGCUUCGAGCCUGCUGUGUUGGAUAAAAAGCAAGUAAAUAUUUUUUGGAGGAAAGUCACGUAUCACGUAAUCUGAAGCACUUCUCUAGUCAAUUUAAAAGUGAAACUCACGAGGCCAAGAAGCUCGUGGAGCUGUAGCAGUAAACUAGUAGUUAUGUGGAGGGAGUGAGUUGUUGACGUGCAAUUGGAAGAGGAGCUCGGCUAGCAAGGUCCUGUGAAGUUAAAUUAGCAUAAUUAAUUUAGGGGGUUGAAGAAUUGAAUUAUUUGGGAGUCCAUCAGUGCAAUGUUUAUUUUUAAGCCGUACAGAAUGGGGGCGGGGUAGGACUUAGGAGUAGGACGGUGGAGGUGCAAAUAGAAUCCACUACUGAUGACGGGGUAUGACUAUGAAUGUGUGACAACUCCAUUUUCUUUCACAAGAAAUUAUAUUAAUGUCAUGUUGGUAUUU
Malania oleifera is the source of this 2087-nucleotide messenger RNA. RefSeq lists its product as uncharacterized. The transcript has 10 exons. Lineage: Eukaryota; Viridiplantae; Streptophyta; Magnoliopsida; Santalales; Ximeniaceae. The coding region runs from base 172 to 1548 and encodes 458 amino acids. The record is from RefSeq and is a predicted model, not a curated record.